This is a messenger RNA of Camelina sativa (false flax), 2040 nucleotides long. RefSeq names its product zinc finger CCCH domain-containing protein 18-like. NCBI's taxonomy places the organism in Eukaryota, Viridiplantae, Streptophyta, Magnoliopsida, Brassicales, Brassicaceae. Gene Ontology annotation, molecular function: RNA binding; metal ion binding. The record is from RefSeq and is a predicted model, not a curated record.
UUUGAGAGAAGACGUAACGUUACGUUACUAGAGAUGAAUUUCACAGAAGCUAUGAAUGUUGUGCACAACAGAAUCCAUGAACUUGAACCAGAGAAUGCAUCGAAGAUCAUCGGUUAUCUCUUGUUGAUACAAGACCACAACGAUCGUGACAUGAUCCGUCUCGCAUUCUGUCCAGAUUCGGUAAUGCGUUCCAUGAUCAACUGUGUUAAAUAUGAAUUGGCUAAAAACUCUCAUUACAACGUUCCUUCUUCUGAUCACAUUCAAAUCCGUAAAUUCGGAUCAUUCACCGGUUCAUCAAACCAAUCUCUUUUGGUUUUUGUCUCUCCUCCUUCGGUUCUUUCCAUGGGAACAAGUUCUUGGGAGAAUACAAACGACAUGGAUUCAUCAUUGCAAAACAAUGUUCAGUUCUUGAAUUUUGAGGAUUCUUCUAUAAACAGUCCUGAAUUCUCAACUAGUUUCUUCUCUCAGGAGAAACGACAAGGUUUGUGUUUGAGAACGACUCGAAGAUCACCGAGCUUACCGGAGUUUCCAGUCAAAAUAUGCCAUUACUUCAACAAAGGGUUCUGCAAACACGGCAACAACUGUAGGUACUUCCAUGGACAAAUCAAACCGGAGAGAGAUAGUUUUUCUCAGAUGUUCAAUCCAAACAACAACCUAAGCGACGAUGAGCAUGUUGUUUCGUCUUGUUCUCUUGAGAAGCUAGAAGGAGAGAUCAUUGAGCUACUCAAAUCAAGAAGAGGUGCUCCAAUAUCCAUAGCUUCAUUGACAAUGAUGUACUAUGAGAAGUAUGGUAGGACCCUUCAAGCUGAAGGAUAUCUAACAGAGUCACAAAGACAUGGCAAAGCUGGCUAUAGCCUUACCAAGCUUCUUGCUCGCUUAAAGAACACCAUCCGCCUCAUCGACAGGCCUCAUGGGCAACAUUCAGUUGUACUAGCAGAAGAUGUAUCAAAAUUUGUGGAAUACGAACAGGGAGCGAUUCUUGCUGGUUCUAGACAGAUUUACUUAACAUUUCCGGCAGAGAGUAGUUUCAAUGAAUAUGAUGUUUCAAACUACUUCUCCAAAUUUGGACCAGUGGAAGAUGUGAGGAUGCCUUAUCAGCAAAAGAGAAUGUUUGGAUUUGUAACUUUUGCUUACACCGAAACCGCCAAACACAUUCUUGCUAAAGGAAAUCCUCAUUUCAUAUGUGGAGCUCGUGUUCUAGUAAAGCCAUAUCGGGAAAAAUCAUGCUCCAGUAGAUACAUUGACAAUAACAAGCCUCUACUCGACAUCCGAUAUGGAUCUCGAUACAUUGACAAAGACACAGAGAUGAACACUAUGCCAAUGCGGGUUAGUGAGAGCUCAAGACUAGUGAAAAAGCAAUUUCUUGAGGAACACAAGCAAUCAGUUUCUAGGUCCUUACCUAGUGAUUACUCCUAUCUCGGUUUCUCUUCCAAUGAUUUCAAGCUAACAACAGAUGAGGAGGAACAAGAAGAACAAGCGGGACGGUUGAGCUAUCUUCUGGAUUAUUUAAACACCGAAGAUAACAUUAUGAACACAUGCACUACCUACAAAGACAAUGAUAGGAGGAUACACUGUGAAGCUUUAGACAGCCAAGACUUAAAUCUACCCGAUAGUCCAUUUUCUUCCCUUUUCGGGAAGGAGAUUUCUCUGGCUACAUAGAGAGACUGUUACAACGAACCAAAGUGAAAAAGGAAAAUAGGAGCACAAAGGUUAGAGGAAAUUUCAAAAAAAAUAAUCACUUCACAUCAUCUUUGUCUUUGGCCUUAAUUAGAGUACUGGUUGGUCGAUGGGAGAGGCCGAGAGGGAGAUUUUGGGUUUAGAGUGUUUUAAUUAGUGGAUGGCAUCGAGAAUAUUAGGUUCUUUAGCAAUACCAUCACAUAGAAUAACGGGAGACGAAGAGACACACAACAUAAAGAAUCUGUUUGUACAACAAUAAGAGGUGAGCACAGUUAAUGAGACACACAUGGAUUAUGACUAAUUAAAAACGUUUAUGAUGGUUUAGUUUUCUAUUGGGUUUUUUAACCUUUGCUAUGCAAGGCU